GUUUAGAUUGCUGAGGAACUUGCACACUCGAAAAAAGAAAAAAAAAAAGGAAAAUCAUGGAGUCCUUGUUAAGUCUUUCGUUCGACAACAUCUCCUCUCGUGAUAGCUCCAAGAUUCGAAAGGGUUUGCGACAAAUCGAAGGAUUGCUUGCGCAAAUAUGUCUUUCCCGAGCGGGCUCUCGCUCGCCGCACAAGAGGAAGUCUUCGGCGUUGGAUGAUAAGAAACUACAACAGCAACAACAACAGCAGGGGAGCACCAAACAGCUAGGGGAGCUCAAGCAAGACCCAGCUUUUCGAGAAUUCUUCCGAUUACAAGAAGGUUUCCAAUGGAAUGUCGCAUCACGGCUCGUCCAAUCCAUCGAUUGUCUUCUCGGCAUGGGAAAUCCCUCAGACACCGACCUCCUCAUACUCUCCGCGCUAGAUCUUCUCCAAGGCGUUCUGAUGCUUCACCCGCCCUCGAAAUGUCUCUUCAAUCGCGAAUCACACAUGAAUCUCCUGCUGGACCUUUUGGAUUCGAUGAACCCGCCCAAAAUCCAAUCGCAAGCGCUCCUCGUUCUCGUCGCCGCACUCAUCGAUCAACCUCGCAAUACGCGCACAUUCGAAGCCAUUGAUGGGCUGUUGACGGUGACUUCUCUCUUCAAAAGCCGCUCGACGACCAAAGAGGUCAAAAUGCGCUCGCUCGAAUUUCUCUACUUUUAUCUCAUGCCCGAGUCGCCCAUUCUUCCUUGGAGUCAUGCGAGCGCGCCGAAUUCUGCCGUUUUACAGAGAGGGGGAGUGGAUCAUCAUCAUCGAUCGUUUACGGCGUUGGCGGAGCAUGCGAGAACACAUUCGGGCGAUGCGAUGGAGAUUGAUGAGGAGUUUUUGGAUGUGGAUGUGCGGUCGAUUGAGGAUAAGCAGGAGUUGUUGGGGCAGUAUAUCAAUAAUGUGGAAGAGUUGGUGCAGGAUUUGCAGGAGAGUGGGCCGUUUGCAGUGUCAGCAACAUGAUUGAUUGAGUCAGUGCCUCUUCUUCAUCAUGUUGUUGUUCGGAGUACGCAUUAUGGAUGGAUGCAUGGGGGAGUUUUGUACGCUGUGUGCACUUAUGGACUUCACGGCGUUUUUUUUUUCUGUUUUUUUGGAGCGGUUGCAUGAUACCACCUCAGUUCCUUUUGGGUUUGCACACGAUGGAGCUUUAGGCCGCACUCGUAUGUUAGGUAGUUGUCUUUUUUGAUGUAGAUGCACCACUAUUUCGCGAGAAACCAAAGUACAGUAAUUCACAACGACCGGAGGUAACCGAAAUGUGUUUCACAGGCGCCUGGUUGUAUCACAUGGCUAGUCCAUGUUCUCCUCUGUCUGGCAGGUGCCUACCUCUGUACUUGAAUGUUCUAGACCUCCGGCUGUGUUCCUUGAAAUUUGUCUCGAUGUGACCUUGAUUUCGUAGCGGAAAAAGAAUUCAGUUGCCUAUGCUGAGCCACUGUGGCAGAGCAUGCUGUAGCAUAGUAUGGCAUGGCCUAUAUUGGUUUCAUCCUGUGGUUUAAGCGGCGGAGCCAGCCAGCCAGCCAGCCGGGAAAAGCUGUGCGGUGCGGUGCGGUGCGGUGCUGUUCUCACUCCGCCAUGUUCAUCGUCGCAACCAUACAUGUGCCUCCCUAUAUAUUACAUGUACGCUGCGGCUGACGAUGAUGACCAGUACCUGUGUACGUGAUGAUGGAGGUUUUAGUGGAGGUCAUGUUUACGGUAAUCUAGGUACCUUAGAUGAGGUAGAUGCUCCGUCGGCGAGGCCCGUGUCUGUGUGAGUGAGUGGGUGUUCAGACCAUGGGCUAUGUGCUCCAUCUAGUCAGUGCUGAUGAGGCUUAGGUAUGUAUACGUGUAUAUAGGUGGCAGGAGGAGGUGGUGAUGAUGAUGCUGAUGGUGGUCUUUCAC
This is a messenger RNA of Sphaerulina musiva SO2202, 1895 nucleotides long. Its product is annotated as cell division control protein 14. The transcript has 2 exons. The record is from RefSeq and is a predicted model, not a curated record. Bases 57 to 983 code for a protein of 308 amino acids. Lineage: Eukaryota; Fungi; Ascomycota; Dothideomycetes; Mycosphaerellales; Mycosphaerellaceae.